Pochonia chlamydosporia 170 is the source of this 210-nucleotide messenger RNA. RefSeq lists its product as hypothetical. The coding region runs from base 1 to 210 and encodes 69 amino acids. The record is from RefSeq and is a predicted model, not a curated record. The transcript has a single exon. Lineage: Eukaryota; Fungi; Ascomycota; Sordariomycetes; Hypocreales; Clavicipitaceae.
AUGGUGGAGAUUGAAGCAACCAGAGGCAGACGAGUGACGAGCUGUUGUGGAGCCGGCCGUGACCACGUCCGUCGUGUGUGGUUCCUUCCGUCUGUUCCAAAACCAAACUUCCCAAGCUUGAUGACUGACUUCACGGCAUCAAACAUUGAAUGCGAAAAUCUCACCCCCACCCGCAUGUCCAACUUUUCUGAUCCCCGUCAUGGUGCAUGA